Molecule: messenger RNA, 5389 nt
Organism: Diorhabda sublineata
Lineage: Eukaryota; Metazoa; Arthropoda; Insecta; Coleoptera; Chrysomelidae
Product: mothers against decapentaplegic homolog 3-like
Exons: 8
Coding region: 288-1649 (453 amino acids)
Biological process (GO): anatomical structure morphogenesis; SMAD protein signal transduction; regulation of transcription by RNA polymerase II
Cellular component (GO): heteromeric SMAD protein complex
Molecular function (GO): RNA polymerase II cis-regulatory region sequence-specific DNA binding; I-SMAD binding; DNA-binding transcription factor activity, RNA polymerase II-specific
Source: RefSeq, a predicted model, not a curated record
AUUAAAUCUGAUUUUUAAUAAAAAUUUAUCCAAAAGAAUAAACGUCAAAUUAAAGCAUUUGUCUAGUUAGUAGAAGAUAGGAGACAGCGAAUACCCUGUGAUAACCAAAGAUAGAAUACUAUCUGAUAUAUCGGAUUGAAUCAGAAGUUACCGAAAUUGCAGAUUCUUAUGUCAAAAAGAAAAAAACAAUAUGGCAAUGGUUCAUUAACUAGAAAUACUAAUAAAUUUUUUGUUGAACAAUAAUAUUUAAGUGAAUUGAGUGAAUUUUAUAUUAAUGAAGUUUUGUGAUGAACGGAAUGUUACCGUCUUUUACACCCCCGGUGGUUAAACGGCUGUUAGGGUGGAAAAAAGGCACAGACGCUGAUGACAAAUGGUGUGAAAAGGCAGUGAAAAGUUUAGUGAAAAAAUUAAAAAAAUCAGGUGCUCUGGAGGAAUUAGAACGUGCCAUUUCCUCUCAGAAUCCUAAUACAAAGUGUGUUACCAUACCCAGGGUGCGUCCGAACGCGGACGUUCAACAGCAACGAAAAGGCUUACCUCACGUGAUAUACUGUCGUUUGUGGAGAUGGCCUGAGUUGCAGUCUCACCACGAAUUGAGAUUUUUGGAUCACUGUGAAUACGGCUACGCUUUGAAAAAAGAAGAAGUUUGUGUUAAUCCUUAUCAUUAUACGAGAAUUGAGACGCCAGCGCUCCCGGCGAUUUUGGUACCGCGUCAUCCGUUGGGAGAUGAAAAUAAUUUGUUUCCGCAUUCUCUGGAGGAUCUAAGCACGUCGGUGCCGGAGAAUACAUCGUUUCCUCACCAUAACACCAAUACGUUGGGUUUUGUUGGUAGGUUACAUUUGCAGCAUCCUGGGAGUUACAUGGAUACGGUGGGGUUGUGUCCUAAUGGUACCCCUACGAAUAUGGAAUCCCCUCAUAGUGUUGUACCUCCUACAGAAACGCCUCCUCCGGGGUAUAUGUCUGAGGACGGGGAUCCCAUCGAUCCGAAUGAUAAUAUGAGUUUGUCGAGAAUAACCCCCAGUCCCCCAGUCGACGCCCAACCGGUCCUCUAUUGCGAACCGGCCUUCUGGUGCAGCAUCAGUUACUACGAAUUGAACACCAGAGUCGGCGAAACCUUUCACGCCAGUCAACCCUCGAUAACUGUCGACGGUUUCACGGAUCCCAGUAAUUCGGAAAGGUUCUGUUUGGGGUUGUUGUCAAACGUAAACCGGAACACGGUCGUCGAACAGACGAGAAGACACAUAGGAAAAGGGGUCAGGCUGUAUUAUAUAGGUGGGGAAGUUUUUGCCGAAUGUUUGAGCGAUUCCAGCAUAUUCGUACAGUCGCCGAAUUGUAACCAGAGGUACGGUUGGCAUCCGGCUACGGUUUGUAAAAUACCUCCAGGCUGCAAUUUGAAGAUUUUCAACAAUCAAGAAUUCGCAGCUCUUUUAUCUCAAUCGGUGAGUCAGGGUUUCGAAGCCGUUUAUCAAUUGACAAGGAUGUGUACCAUCCGGAUGUCCUUCGUCAAAGGAUGGGGAGCGGAAUAUAGGAGACAAACCGUAACAUCGACACCAUGUUGGAUAGAACUACAUUUGAACGGUCCCCUUCAAUGGUUGGAUCGUGUUUUGACCCAAAUGGGUUCUCCGAGGUUACCUUGUAGUUCCAUGUCCUAAAAUCCAUUGAAAGAAAAAAUUAUAUUUACAAAAUGUAAACGUAUUUAUCGAUUUUCAUUUUUACGGUUUUUUCCCCGUUUUUUACGUUACAAUAUUGUUUUUUUUUGGUUCAUAAAUCGAACUUUGACAGUUGACGUUCAUAAAAUUUUGACAAGUUUGACGUAAAUUUUUUGACGGAUUUCGUGGCGAUGUUGCAUCGCUUCCAAGAUACAUUUCUUAACGAAACGCCCCCGUAUAUUAUCACCGAAUUUUAAAUUCUCAUGACGACGAUGUGAAAUUUUUAAUAUACUAUACGGAGUGUUCGAAAAAAUUUGGAUUAAUCCUCGACGUAUAAAUUGGAGACUCUGUAUAAUAUACAAGGUGUUCAAAACACUCUGCCUUCUGUCGUUAUAGUCGAAAACCGUUAAAAAAAUUUAUUUCGUUGAAAUUCGUUAUUCAUAAUACAGGGUGAUUCGAAACGUGAAUAAUUUUUUUUCAUAUUUUGACUCGCCCUGUAAUAGAUUUUAACGAAAUGAAUGAUUUUGCGAGAAAUUCGACUGAAACUACAAAAACUUUUGUUUUUUGAACAUCUUUCAUAUUAUACGGGGUGUUGAAUUGAACGAUUAUUAGUCAAUAUUCUUUAAUCACACUGUAUGAUAUAAAAGGUGUUCGAAAAACAAAAGAUUUUUUUGUCGUUUCAGUCGAAUUUCUCGAAAAUCAUUAAUUUCGUUAAAAUCUAAUACAGGGCGAGUCAAAAUAUGAGAAAAAAUUAUUCACGUUUCGACUCACCCAGUAUUAUAAAUAACGAAUUUUUACGAUAUGAAUUUUUUUUAAAAGAUUUUCGACUGAAACGACAAAAAAAUCUUUUGUUUUUCGAACACCUUUUAUAUCAUACAGUGUGGUUAAAGAAUAUUGACUAAUAAUCAUUCAAUUCAACACCCUGUAUAAUAUGAAAGAUGUUCGAAGAACGAAAGUUUCAAUCGAAAAUCGUUUAAAAAAAUUCAUGUCGUAAAAAUUCGUUAUUUAUAAUACAGGGCGAGUCAAAAUAUGAGAAAAAAUUAUUCACGUUUCGACUCACCCUGUAUUAUAAAUAACGAAUUUUUACGACAUGAAUUUUUUUUAAAAGAUUUUCGACUGCAACGACAUAAAAAUCUUUCGUUUUUCGAACACCUUUUAUAUCAUACAGUGUGGUUAAAGAAUAUUGACUAAUAAUCGUUCAAUUCAACACCCUGUAUAAUAUGAAAGAUGUUCAAAAAACAAAAGAUUUUUUUGUCGUUUUAGUGGAAAAUCGUUUAAAAAAAUUCAUGUCGUAAAAAUUCGUUAUUUAUAAUACAGGGUGAGUCAAAAUAUGAGAAAAAAUUAUUCACGUUUCGACUCACCCAGUAUUAUAAAUAACGAAUUUUUACGAUAUGAAUUUUUUUUAAAAGAUUUUCGACUGAAACCACAAAAAAAUCUUUUGUUUUUCGAACACCUUUUAUAUCAUACAGUGUGGUUAAAGAAUAUUGACUAAUAAUCAUUCAAUUCAACACCCUGUAUAAUAUGAAAGAUGUUCGAAGAACGAAAGUUUCAAUCGAAAAUCGUUUAAAAAAAUUCAUGUCGUAAAAAUUCGUUAUUUAUAAUACAGGGCGAGUCAAAAUAUGAGAAAAAAUUAUUCACGUUUCGACUCACCCAGUAUUAUAAAUAACGAAUUUUUACGACAUGAAUUUUUUUUAAAAGAUUUUCGACUGCAACGACAUAAAAAUCUUUCGUUUUUCGAACACCUUUUAUAUCAUACAGUGUGGUUAAAGAAUAUUGACUAAUAAUCGUUCAAUUCAACACCCUGUAUAAUAUGAAAGAUGUUCAAAAAACAAAAGAUUUUUUUGUCGUUUUAGUGGAAAAUCGUUUAAAAAAAUUCAUGUCGUAAAAAUUCGUUAUUUAUAAUACAGGGUGAGUCAAAAUAUGAGAAAAAAUUAUUCACGUUUCGACUCACCCAGUAUUAUAAAUAACGAAUUUUUACGAUAUGAAUUUUUUUUAAAAGAUUUUCGACUGAAACGACAAAAAAAUCUUUUGUUUUUCGAACACCUUUUAUAUCAUACAGUGUGGUUAAAGAAUAUUGACUAAUAAUCAUUCAAUUCAACACCCUGUAUAAUAUGAAAGAUGUUCGAAGAACGAAAGUUUCAAUCGAAAAUCGUUUAAAAAAAUUCAUGUCGUAAAAAUUCGUUAUUUAUAAUACAGGGCGAGUCAAAAUAUGAGAAAAAAUUAUUCACGUUUCGACUCACCCUGUAUUAUAAAUAACGAAUUUUUACGACAUGAAUUUUUUUUAAAAGAUUUUCGACUGCAACGACAUAAAAAUCUUUCGUUUUUCGAACACCUUUUAUAUCAUACAGUGUGGUUAAAGAAUAUUGACUAAUAAUCGUUCAAUUCAACACCCCGUAUAAUAUGAAAGAUGUUCGAAGAACGAAAGUUUCAGUCGAAAAUCGUUUAAAAAAAUUCAUUUCGUAAAAAUUCGUUAUUUAUAAUACAGGGCGAGUCAAAAUAUGAGAAAAAAUUAAUUACGUUUCGACUCACCCCUGUAUCAAAUUUUACGAAAUUUCAAUGAAAUAAUUAUUUUUCGUGAUUUUCGACUCUUAACGACAAACGAACAUAGUUUUUGGAUAUCUUUUAUAUUAUACAGGGUGUUUUAGAAAACAUAAAUUAUUCGUCGACGUACAAAUUUUACAUCCAGUAUAAUAUUCGAGGUGAACAAAAAAAUUGUUCUUCUGUCGCCAAAGUCGAAAAUCGCGAAAAAAUUUAUUUCAUUUUGCACACCUUGUAUAUAUUAUACAGGGUGUUGUAUUUUUUCCAUCACCCCGUAUAGUAUAUUGAAAUUUAAUAUCGUCGUUAUGGAAUAAAAGAAUAAAAAAACGCGCGAAAUUCAAAAUUAAUUUCAAUUUGGAUUAAUAUACAGGGUGUUUUAAUGAGAAGAAAAUAAUUUUACGGAUCGCCCUAUAUAUAUAUAUAUAUGUAUUUGUAAAUAAUUUGUGUAAGAUCAACUUAACCAAUCAUAUUCGUGGAUAAUUUUAUUUUUGAUAAAUCCCGGUAAUUAACAUGAAAAUGUACAGUGCGAGCAAGAAAACAAAAUUUCGUCAUUUUUCCGAUUUUUUGCCGGAUUUGCGUCGUUUUUUUCUCUCUCGAUUUUUUCGUUUCGAUCGCGCGUAAAAAUCGCAAAUUUUCUCAUUUCUCCAAAAAAAAAAUCAUUAAAAUUGAGUAUAUUUGAAGGUUAUGUGGAUCAAUGUCGAUACAGGCUAAGCCGAUUUAACUGUCGUUUGAUAACACGUUGUCGUGAUAUUAAAAUUAAAAAAAUUCGAGAGGUGUAACGACGAUUCGCGCGCUUUUUUUGUUUGAGUUUUUCCGAAAUGCGAUUCAGCCCCUUUAUCCCGAUCCUCGAUCUCUAAAUUCCCUCCAAUUUGUCUUUAUCCCUCCACUAACUCAUUCAGUUCACCUAAUUUACCUUUAUCCCUCCCCUAACUCGUUUACUUCAUCCAAUUUCCCCUUAUCCCUCCCCCAACUCAUUUAGUUCCCCCAAUUUAUCUUCAUUCCUUCCCUAUCUCGUUUACUUCCCCUAAUUUCGGUGUAUCCCUCCCCUAACUCGUUUACUUCCUCCAAUUUCCCCUUAUCCCUCCCCCAACUCAUUUCGUUCCCCCAAUUUAUCUUCAUUCCUUCCCUAUCUCGUUUACUUCCCCUAAUUUCGGUGUAUCCCUCCCCUAACUCGUUUACUUCCUCCAAUUUCCCCUUAUCCCUCC